AUGCUCGGUGCCGAUUGCCUCGUCGUUAAUUCGGCUACCGCACAACUUGUAGCAACAGCCCAGACGAGUUCUGCUCGACAAGUCAGCAAAACCCGGCGGAAAGCCGAAGACGCACCAGAUGCGCCGCUACAUCGAAGUAGUGUUGUUUUUGCAGAUCGCCAUAUAAUCAAGAAAGUGCGGUGUGUGCGCGAAUUCAAUAAACGUAUA
Molecule: messenger RNA, 207 nt
Organism: Mesorhabditis spiculigera
Lineage: Eukaryota; Metazoa; Nematoda; Chromadorea; Rhabditida; Rhabditidae
Source: the annotation of a GenBank genome assembly